Messenger RNA from Oreochromis niloticus (Nile tilapia), 6889 nucleotides. RefSeq names its product chloride channel, voltage-sensitive 2a (gene clcn2a). Gene Ontology annotation, biological process: transmembrane transport; chloride transport. Gene Ontology annotation, cellular component: plasma membrane. Lineage: Eukaryota; Metazoa; Chordata; Actinopteri; Cichliformes; Cichlidae. The transcript is spliced from 25 exons. The coding region runs from base 1404 to 4544 and encodes 1046 amino acids. The record is from RefSeq and is a predicted model, not a curated record. Gene Ontology annotation, molecular function: voltage-gated chloride channel activity.
AAAGCCCCCCCCCCCCCACCAAUCCUGUUUCUCAGGGGCAGUUAAAAUGUGCGCACCUAACCUUACUGCACAAGGAGAUUACCUCUGACCAGAUCACUUUCACACUCAUCCCGCAUUUGUACACUACUUAAUUAGUUCUGAUUGGCUCUCAUCUCUCCAGAAAAGUUUCAUCUUGUUUUUAUUCAUUGACACAAAUGUCAGUACAUUUCCAUCCCAGUUUUUGUGCUUGUGCAUUCGUUUUUAUUUAGUUAUCGUCUUAUUUUUAUCAGAAGAAAAGGUCAUUGAUAAAAACUGAUCAAAAUUAUUGGUCAGUAAAAUGAACACUGUUGUACACGGCCCCGUCCUUUGUCCCCUCAAUGUAAUGAAGUCGCUCUGUAACCUUAGCAGAAAAACAGCCAUAAGGAAUAAUGUUUCCACCUCUGUGCUGGAUGUGGGGAUGCUGCUCUUUGGGUCAUACACAACACGGAGGAUCAGCUGAUGCCAAACAGCUUGAUUUUGGUUUCAUCUGACUUUCUCCUAAGCCUUCUCUGAGUCAUUUAUAUGUUUCUUCCAUUUCCAAAUAAUCACACCAACAGCUGUCACCUUCUCACCAACCUUCCAAUCUGCUGGAGCCAGAAUUCCUGCUGGGUUGGGCAUCACUUCUUUGACUCAAAUGUGUAUAACACCUUCAAAAAUUCGAUUGGUUACAGCCUAUUAAGCCCAAAAUAUAAAAAAUAUACAAGGACAUUAAACGUUAAAAAAAAGCCCAACAACUACAACAAAAAACAACAAAACACCAGAAAUGACUUUUUUUUUGUCACACCUCGUCCUGACAGCCUUGCUGGGUUAUUGUAAGGACUUCUUUGUGACACUCAUUGAGCCAUAAAGCUAAGCCCACUACAUUACUCAUCACACUUGAUCAAUCCAGUGAUGACUCAAAUCAGGAGCAAAGGAGAGCUGGGUCGUCCAUGACUAUCGCACAAGAAAAAGAAAAAAAAAACACUACACAUCACUGUUUGUCCGAAACAAUCUCGGCAGAGCCGCAGGCUACCCGACGCCCUCGCAUUAAAGCACGAAAAAAUAAAACAAUAAAAUGCGAACAUCCUCAAGUCCAGUAAGUCCAAAGAGAGACAGACAGCAGCAGCAGCACAGUGAGAGUGGAGGAGGGAGGCGGUGUAUGCAGUCCAGCCUCACCAGCGCUGCUGUGACGCUACAGCCGGCCGUGGCUCUCUAUCCGGUGCACCCACCUCGCUUUGCACCAUGCAGGAGGUCUUACGAUAAAGAAACCUGUUACUCUCUGCACACGAGAUGGCAGGCGGCAGCACACAGUCCUCCUCCUCCUCCUCCGCAGACUGAUUAGCGGGCGACUCCUGAGAGUCUCGGAUUUCUUUUUUGUGGGGGUCUUUAAUGAGGAUAUUGCCGCAAUGGUGAAGGACAAGGCCGAAAACAGGACGCUCCAGUACCAGCAAACUUUGAUGUAUGGGCGGUACACCCAGGAGCUGGGUGUGUUUGCCAAGGAGGAGGCGGCGCGCCUACGUGAUGGAGGGGUGCGGGACAGCGGUGGAAUGAGGAGGAACGCCAGCGUUCGUAGUCGUGCUGAUCUUCUGGAAUAUGAGAAGGACCCCUGUGCAAAGUGCCAGUUGUGUGCAUCUCGCUGCCAGAAGUUCUUGAUCUCACGGGUGGGGGAGGACUGGAUCUUCCUCAUUCUGCUGGGGCUACUCAUGGCUCUGGUCAGCUGGGUGAUGGACUAUGCCAUCGCCUUCUGCCAAGAAGCACAGAAGUGGAUGUACGGUGGACUGGACAGUAACUUGCUUCUGCAGUACAUUGCCUGGAUCAGCUACCCUGUAGUCCUCAUUACUUUCUCUGCAGGAUUCACACAGAUACUUGCACCUCAGGCUGUGGGUUCAGGUAUUCCAGAGAUGAAGACCAUACUCAGGGGGGUGGUCCUGAAGGAGUAUCUGACUUUUAAGACCUUUGUUGCCAAAGUGAUUGGUCUGACCUGCGCGCUGGGUAGUGGAAUGCCUCUGGGGAAGGAGGGACCCUUCGUUCAUGUUGCCAGUCUGUGCGCCGCUCUCCUGAGCAAAUUUAUGGCUGCUGUUUUUGGUGGGAUUUACAUGGAAGAGCCCUUUGAAGGAAGCAAGAAUGAGUUGAGGAACACGGAGAUGCUGUCGGCUGCCUGUGCGGUGGGUGUGGGCUGCUGCUUUGCUGCCCCUAUUGGAGGGGUGCUGUUCAGUAUUGAGGUCACGUCAACAUUUUUUGCUGUGAGGAACUACUGGAGGGGCUUCUUCGCUGCCACCUUCAGUGCCUUCAUAUUCAGAGUGCUUGCUGUCUGGAAUCAGGAGGAAGAGACCAUCACUGCUCUCUUUAAGACCCGUUUCCGUCUGGACUUCCCGUUUGACCUUCAGGAGCUGCCAGCCUUUGCCAUACUGGGGAUUGCCUGUGGUUUUGGGGGAGCUCUGUUUGUCUACCUGAACCGGCUGAUAGUCGAGUGCAUGAGGAAGCAGAAGACAAUUAACAAGUUCUUGCUGAGGAAUCCAUCUCUUCCUGUCAGGCGUCUGGUGUAUCCUGCGCUUGUCACCCUGCUGAUCUCCACACUCACGUUCCCUCCGGGCUUCGGACAGUUCAUGGCUGGACAGCUGACGCAGCACGAGUCUCUAGUGGCGCUGUUCGACAAUCGGACGUGGUGCCGUCAGGGUGUGGCGGAGGAGUUUGACUACAUCAGCCACCACCAUGCCUGGAAACACCCCCAGGUCAACGUCUUCAUCACGCUCAUCCUCUUCACUGUUAUGAAGUUCUGGAUGUCUGCUGUGGCCACCACCAUGCCCGUUCCAUGCGGAGCCUUCAUGCCUGUUUUUCUUAUUGGUGCAGCAUUUGGCAGACUUGUUGGUGAGAUCAUGGCAGCCAUGUUUCCUGAUGGUAUACAUGCUGCAGGCGGCGUGUAUCCCAUAGUUCCUGGUGGUUAUGCUGUAGUUGGUGCUGCUGCUCUGUCUGGAGCGGUCACCCACACUGUAUCCACAGCGGUCAUAGUGUUCGAGCUGACCGGUCAGAUCUCACACAUCCUGCCUGUGAUGAUCGCUGUGAUCCUGGCCAACGCCGUGGCCCAGGCGCUCCAACCAUCGCUGUACGACUCCAUCAUUCGCAUCAAGAAGCUCCCUUAUCUGCCUGAGCUGGGGAUGGGACAUCACGAGAAGUAUAAUAUCCGUGUGGAGGACAUCAUGGUCAGAGAUGUGCGCUACAUCACUCUUAACUCUUCCUAUCGGGAUCUGCAAGAGAUGUUAAUGACCGGUCAGCUCAAAACGCUGGCCCUGGUUGAAUCCAGAGACUCCAUGAUCCUGCUGGGCUCCAUAGAGCGAUUGCAGCUCCAGUCUCUCCUCUCGCUCCAGCUGUCACGCCAGCGGAGGCUGGAGUACCUCCGCCAGCUGGCGCAGGACAACGGCACGCACGAUCACCUGCCCAGUCUUACCAGUGACAGCACCCCCAGCUCUCCCUGCACCCACACCCACCUCAACUCCUCGACCAAUUCCAGUGCUCGCCAAGCGGUCCGCUUCUUGGUGAGCACUCAACAGAUCUCCACAGAGGAGUCUUCAUCCUUCAGCCCGGUGGUUUCCAAUGUUCAGCUUCCUCUGAAAUCCGCCCUGAAAACCGUGUCUGCCAUCAGCGACACAGAGACGCCAAACAGCUCUCAGACCCUUUCCUGUGCUGACCAAGACAAGGAGCUGCUGGAGAUGCCUUCUCUCCCCGGCUGGAAGAGCCCGGCUGGGCCGGCUCCUUCUGAAAAAAGAAAGCCCAAGCCCAAACGUGUGAGGAUCUCCAUGGCGGACUCUACCGAGGUGGAAGACUGCAUGACCCCCUCAGAGAUAACAGAGUGGGAGGAGCAGCAGCUUGACGAACCGGUGGAUUUCAAGAACUGUAAGAUUGAUCCGGCACCCUUCCAGCUGGUGGAGCAAACAUCUCUGCAUAAGACUCACACCAUCUUCUCUCUCCUUGGUCUGGACCACGCCUAUGUGACCAGCAUGGGACGACUGGUUGGAGUGGUUUCUCUCAAAGAGCUGCGUAAGGCCAUCGAAGGCUCAGUGACGGUGACUGGAGUGAAAGUGCGCCCUCCGCUGGCCAGUUUCCGUGACAGUGGGAACACCACAAAUGUAUCCGAGGUAACUGAACUUCACAAGCUGUGCAUCCGCCACAGGGGGCUCUCUUUGCCACGGGAACCCAACCCUCCAAAUGUGGAGGAUCAGCCAGAUCUCCAGUACAAAGAGAUCCCUGUCAACUUUUCGGACGAAACAAACGUGCAGUUCGAAGCCAGCCCCGGCGACAUCACAAAUCCGUCGUCAGAGCUGCCGCUCCAGGAAAGCCCCUCGUUCACAGAGGAUCAGUCUGAGUUUACUUUUGACUGCAGCCCCUCCCACACUGAGGAAUCGGAGCUGGCCUGUGACUAUGACCCCUCCAACCAAACUCCUGAGCCAGAUGAAAUGGAGCAAGAGGAGGCGCCUCCGUCUCUAAACAACAGCCAAUCAGAACCUGGGGGGGAGGGUAGCACAGGCCACACUGAGGAUCAGUCGGAAUGAUCAGAUCCACACUGUCGCCUCAUGAAUGUUGACGUUUCUUACGUUUGUUGGGGUCACACUCACCUCCAAGUCCAGCCUAGAUACUCGUGGUUCAAACGUGGUUGUGGUACGACAGUGAGCGAGUGAGAGUGAGCGAGAGCUUGAAGGAUAUAUGAGGGAUAAAGCUGGUUUUGUUUUAUGUUUUUAAUGCUGACACCUUAUCUCCUGGAAGGACCAAAAGUAGCACUUUCUGACCAAAAGAGUCAAUAUUUACAGGGUAUAAAAUUCAAAUGUCAGGAUUUUUGGUUUUAAAAUGUUUCUCUGCUCCACCUGCCGAAGACAGUGAAGUUGAAUCCACAAUUUGUAAACUGGUUUCUCCAUCCAUCCAGCCAUCCUUACCUGUGAAACCAAGAACACAGUACUCAGUAACAGAUUGGUGGCUGGUAAGCAUACCCUGAAUAAUCUCCGUUCCGAGCUAAUAAAGGCCAUAUUUUACAAAAAGAGCGUCAUAUUAUAUUAUAAAUAAUCUGUAACUAGCGUUUGACCCAAAGAGUCAUCAGAAACUUUGGGAAAGGAUCACUUUCACGUAGACAAUACACUAUUCUACACUUUUCUGGUGGUCUUUCUGCCACCAGAGGAGUCGCCCCCUGCUGGCCUCCAUAAAGAAUGCCAAGUCUGAUUGGAGGGCUCAGGGGGUUGGAAUGAGAGGGCUCUUUGUAGUCUUUUCUGCUGUGUUAACCUGGAUUUAUGGUCCAGUAGCAUUGGCUUUAAUUUUUCUCCCCUGCUUGUUCUUCUUUUCUUUACUUUUGUUAAAUGCCAGCUGCUGGACAAAGAGUUUAUACACAUACGUGCAUCCAGCGGUCCAUUAUCAUGAAAUCCAGCUGUCAGCUUGCAGCUGGUUGUAGUUGGAGAUGAUGAGUUUGACCUCCUUAUCUUCCUCUCUUGCCUCUCUCUAUCUCCUCUUUCACUCCUCCAGUUCUUUUAAUCAGUGUUUCUCUUCUCCUCCUUUUUUACCACCUCCAUAAUCCAUCACGGCUUGCUGCCUCAUCUUUGAAGCUCACUUCUAGAGCAUCACAAGUGUUUAUCUGGGGUUGUCUACUCCUUCUCAGCUCCUUGUCUAAUUGAUUGUGGUCAAGGGUCUAAGCAAGAGCUUUACUGAGUCUGUACUUUACAUUUUUUCUUUUUCUUUUUUGUGCUUUAAAAGAGCUCAACUUUUUAUUUGAGCUCUUCCCUGAGUCUUCUCACUUGCUGCUUUUGCCCAUCUUCCACAAGGCCAGUCUGCUCCUUUUGAGAUCUGUUCCCCUCCUUGAGACACUUUAUCUCUAUGAUGGCAGAGCAGAGGCCAUCUCUCAGUCCCCGCACAGCUGAGUUUUGAGGGGAGUUGGUCAGUGUGCUAUUUCACACUGAAGCUGCUCUCUUCAAACUGCAUUAGCCCAAAUCCCUUAAAGAUGGAAACAUACUUAUCAUUAAAGUCCAGGCACACAAACAUUAAAACAGCAAUAUGCCAAUAGGAUCCUUUUUCUCAUCUUAUUUUAAAGCACAAAGUACGACGAGGACGAGGAUGAAAUCACAGAAAAAAAGAGUUAGGAAGGUUUGUGGAAAAACAUGAAAAAAGGGGGCUGAGUCUCAUCUGUGACUGCUGCUUUUGCACUUCCUUUAGGGCUGAACAUUUCCUUUUUUUGUCUGUUUUGUUGGUUUGAGGCAACAAAACUUGGUUUAUGCUAAAACAAAACCCAAACAAACAAAGAAAACAACAACUAUGGAUUAAAAUACACAAUUUACAAAAAUAAAAUGAUGCUAAAGGGAUACCGAGUACUUUCACAUGUAAUGCCUCCGUGUCAGUGUGGGUGACUGUAGGGACGAGUAGUACGAGUAGGGACUGAGAAGGUUGUUCUCUAUGGACAGCACUCAUUACAGUAAAAGUCAUCAAGGAGCAAAACUGUACUUUAUUUUAUUUAUUUUAGCUAUGGCAUCACAUCUGUCACCCAUCUGUCUGUCCACAAGUCGUAGGAAUCGCUCCUCCGACGACAGUAUUAGUCAGAUUUUGUUUCAUUUAGCUCCGUUUGAUCGAGAAUGCUACUGUUGCAGCAAGUUGGUUCAUGAAGUUUCUUCCUUCCUGGAUAUUCCACAAUCAACUGUAAGUGGUUUUAUUGAAAAGUGGAAGUGUUUAGCAACCACAGGAACUCAGUCCCAAAGUGUCAGAUUACAUAAAGUGACAGAGUGAGCAAAGAGCUUCAAUCCUCCUCUGGCAUUAACAUUUUUCAAUUCAAUUUUAUUUAUAUAGCACCAAAUCACAACAACAGUCACCUCAAGGUGCUUUAUAUUGUAAGGGAGACCCUACAAUAAUACAACAGAGAAAAACCCAA